This is a messenger RNA of Protopolystoma xenopodis, 711 nucleotides long. The record is from the annotation of a GenBank genome assembly. NCBI's taxonomy places the organism in Eukaryota, Metazoa, Platyhelminthes, Monogenea, Polystomatidea, Polystomatidae.
AUGAAAAAGAUGCACAAACUUUACAAGGAAGCCUGUAAUCUGUUUGGACGCUACUCAGCUGCUAAAGCUGCCGCCGCUAUCGCUAAGGCCUUGACAAAUCCUCAGCUCCCUUCUUCCUCAAUGCAGUCUUCCCAGUCAGAUUCAAUUGGCCAAGCAUCUUGUCCCAACACCUCACAGGAUACUAAGCUUCCGGUGGAUAACCUUGCCAACUCAUCCAUUUCACCGUGCCACUCACAAAAUCCUCAAUCUUCGUCUCCACCCCUUUCAGUUGACUCUACCUCUGCGCCCCAAUCCCUUCCAGUCUCACUGCAAAGUCCCAUUUCCCUCGAUCCACCUUCACUCUCCACAUUGCCUUCAUCAUUAACUUCCUUGUCCAGCAAUCCGCAUGAAAAUCAUACACCUAUAGCCUCGCAAGCGGAUUCGCAUGUAUAUUCCGAAGGUGUUCUUCAUCCUUUCGGGUCUAAAGACCCAUCAAACUUAACAAGCAUUUCAGAAGUUAUUAUUUCAGAUCAUGACAAUCAUCAAUGUACUGUUGCUGAGUUAGUUUCUUCACUUUCUUCUCCUCUACCUCCCCCUCCAUCACCACCAUUACCGCAUUCUCGAUCGCCACCACCCCUUCCUGUACAAUUGACAGAGAUUUCCACAUCCGCCUCGUUAUUUGAGCGUAAUCAACAAGCGGGCAAACUUCUUGACUCUGCAAGACGACAGUAA